AAAACCUAAUCUCACCCUCAUUUCUCACCUGCCUUUAGUCUCACAGCUUAUCCAAACCCUAGCUUUCUUUCUUCAACGAAAAAGCUGUUUUUAGAUUACUGGAAGUAAAUGGCUUCAACUUUGACAACAAUGUCGUCUGUUGGUUCAGUGGCUGCUACAUGUAGCCGUGCCACCACAGACAAGAAGCUUUCAAGCUCUUCACAGAUAUCUAGAGUGUCUUUUGCUGGAAGAGGACAGAAUGUGGUCUUGCAAAGAAGAUGUUCAUCAAAGAUUAGGGCAGCCAAAGAGCUGUAUUUUAACAAGGACGGGUCAGCCAUUAAGAAGCUGCAAGCUGGUGUUAACAAACUUGCAGAUCUUGUUGGAGUUACUCUUGGUCCCAAGGGUAGGAAUGUAGUUUUGGAAAGCAAGUACGGCUCCCCCAAGAUUGUGAAUGAUGGAGUGACUGUGGCCAAAGAGGUCGAGUUGGAAGAUCCAGUUGAAAACAUCGGUGCUAAAUUGGUGAGACAAGCUGCUGCUAAGACUAAUGACUUAGCUGGGGAUGGUACAACUACAUCUGUUGUUCUAGCCCAAGGUUUGAUUGCUGAAGGAGUCAAGGUGGUAGCUGCUGGUGCUAACCCUGUUCAAAUUACACGUGGUAUUGAGAAGACAACAAAAGCUUUGGUUGCUGAGCUUAAACUAAUGUCGAAAGAGGUUGAGGACAGUGAGCUUGCAGACGUGGCUGCUGUUAGUGCAGGAAACAACCUAGAAGUUGGACAGAUGAUUGCUGAAGCAAUGAGUAGAGUAGGGAGGAAAGGUGUGGUGACACUUGAAGAAGGAAAGAGCUCUGAGAACUUCCUCUAUGUUGUAGAGGGCAUGCAAUUCGACCGUGGUUAUAUUUCCCCAUACUUCGUUACGGACAGUGAGAAAAUGACAGUUGAAUUUGAGAACUGCAAGUUACUUCUUGUUGACAAAAAGAUCUCAAAUGCUAGGGAUCUUAUCGGAGUCCUGGAAGAGGCUAUUAGAGGAGGAUACCCUAUCUUGAUUAUUGCUGAAGACAUAGAACAGGAAGCUCUUGCAACUCUUGUCGUAAAUAAGCUCAGGGGUGCGUUAAAGAUUGCUGCACUUAAAGCUCCUGGAUUUGGAGAACGCAAGAGCCAGUACCUUGAUGACAUCGCUAUCUUGACUGGAGCAACUGUUAUCAGAGAAGAAGUUGGGCUAUCCCUAGACAAAGCUGACAGUGAAGUCCUUGGACAUGCUUCCAAGGUCGUGCUAACAAAAGAAACCACUACAAUUGUGGGUGAUGGAAGCACUCAGGAUGCAGUUGAUAAGCGUGUUGCCCAAAUCAGAAACCUAAUUGAGGUUGCUGAACAGGAUUAUGAAAAAGAAAAGCUGAACGAGAGAGUUGCAAAGCUCUCUGGUGGUGUUGCUGUUAUUCAAGUUGGAGCUCAAACUGAAACCGAGCUGAAGGAAAAGAAACUGAGAGUUGAAGAUGCUCUGAAUGCAACAAAGGCUGCUGUGGAGGAAGGAAUCGUAGUAGGUGGUGGUUGCACCCUAUUGAGACUGGCCUCAAAGGUUGAUGCCAUAAAGCUAACUCUUGAUAACGACGAGCAGAAGGUAGGAGCUGAGAUCGUUAGAAGGGCUUUGUGUUAUCCACUUAAGUUAAUUGCCAAAAAUGCUGGUGACAACGGAAGUGUGGUGAUGGAGAAGGUGCUCUCCAAUGACAAUUACAAAUUUGGUUACAACGCUGCAACUGGCAAAUACGAGGAUUUGAUGGCUGCUGGAAUUAUUGACCCUACUAAGGUUGUGAGAUGUUGCUUGGAGCACGCAGCUUCAGUAGCAAGGACCUUCCUAACUUCAGAUGUUGUGGUUGUUGACAUUAAAGAGCCCGAAGCAGCUAUGGUUAACCCUAUGGAUAACUCAGGAUAUGGUUACUAAGGCGCAAGACUGGUCUUUUUUCCUGUAAAUUUAUUACGGGGCAUGGUAGGACGAUUGAAUAAUAUUUUGUUAGAAAUUAGAGCAAGUUUUGCUAGAAGAACCCGGCAUUUAACUGAUAAUAGACUUACUCAAAAGAUUGUAUGGUUGCUAAUUUUUUGAGUUUGAUUCGAGUGAAGUGAAAUAUUAAGUGCGUCUCCAAAAUAUUCUCUUAGCUUUUAGUAAUGUUCUCAAUUUUUAUGAAACUCAGGACUGGAAUGGUAUCAAUUCAUGUACGAGUAAAAAUAAUUCUAAUACUGCACCGGGGUUUGUCAUUUCA
Papaver somniferum (opium poppy) is the source of this 2230-nucleotide messenger RNA. RefSeq names its product ruBisCO large subunit-binding protein subunit beta, chloroplastic-like. The record is from RefSeq and is a predicted model, not a curated record. The transcript has 14 exons. The coding region runs from base 109 to 1914 and encodes 601 amino acids. Gene Ontology annotation, molecular function: ATP-dependent protein folding chaperone; ATP binding. Gene Ontology annotation, biological process: protein refolding. Lineage: Eukaryota; Viridiplantae; Streptophyta; Magnoliopsida; Ranunculales; Papaveraceae.